GAGUUCGCGGCCCGCUUGUGCCUGCAUCCUUGAGUUCGUAGAAUCAACUCCAAUCCUUUACCGGUACACCUGGUCUUGUCUUGGGCCGGUCGGUUGGCAGCCAUGGACAUUCUCGGCGGACACCGCAUCGCGUUCAAUAACCUGGGAGUGCAGCUAUUUGCGGAUCUCGAGAGGGACCUGGCUCUCACGUUAACAAAGGGUGAGAUUCAGCUAUUGUUAUUACUGGUGAUUGAGGUUAGGUCUGAUAAUUCUCUGUUUUCCAUUAUAGGACUGAGCGAAAAGGCAGAUCUAGAGAGGGUAAUUGCGGAGCAGAAGGAGCUUUUACGGGAGAGGCAAGCUUUGGUGCGCACCCCGAACCCGCGCACCGGCAUCGCCUUGGCCAUUCUCUGACGCUUUGAGUUCGUUAGAUUGAUGCACACGAGAGCACUAGCGAGCAGCAGCAGCGGAAGAUUCGGGAACAAGAGAGCCAGCUACGGUAUCUGGGCUAUGGGAUAGCCAGAACAGGAAUUGAGAGCGAAGCUCUGGCGACAAGACCCGAAGGGAUUGGAAAGGCCGAUAGAGGGCGUCAACGCAGAGCGUAUGCUUGUUUCCUUGAGUGAAGAUUCUCUUUAAAUUGAAGUUAACCCGUUAAAAUAGGCUAGCUAUCACCGAGGACAAAUCCCUGGAAAACAAGGAGAAUAUACCACCUGUUUUUGAUUAUCUUGCACUAGACACCCCGGGCCCAACCCUCACACGGCCAGUGUCCACACCUCCAAAGCCUCUAAAUAAGCCACGGAUACAAUCGGGCAUUCUAGUAGACGAAGCCACACGCACACUAUCCUCCUACAAAGACGGUGAAGUUCAGACGGAUUCCAUUCACUCGUUGGACGAUCUAAAGGAGGCAUAUCAGGAGCUCGCUUCUAGCUACAAUGAUAUUCGUUAUGAGCUCGAUCAAUACAAAGAGGCAUAUAGUCGUCUGGCUGAGAAAUAUACGCAGAAUAAGGCUGUUUGGAAACAGUGGUCUGAGCAAGAAAAUGCUCGAUUGGUUAAUUCAAAGAAGAGAAGGCUGGAGGGAGGUACUACCGAGCCACGGGCUGUGGGACGGAAGUUUAACGGUUAUACAACCCCAGCUACAUCAAUAGCUGGAGGCUCGCCUACUCCUAGGGCGCCAAACAUAUCCCCCAUCAAACCGCGAUUCCGACCCUCUGUCAUCCAUUCCUCACCUAAAAAGGGAGGACUAUUUCCCGAACUUCUAGAGUCUGGUGCUGGCGUGGCGGAGGGGAUGAAAGGGUCUUUUGAGAUUAUCGGUGAGAACAACUUGGCAGGAGGUGACCCCAAAGACGACCUAGGAGAGCUGCCUUCUUCGCCUCUCAGUAGCCCUCCGUCAUCAUCUUUAUCCAUCCCGGAGACUCAGGCACUAUCAAGCACUAUUGGAGUUACCCAGAAUUCUAAAACGCGCGAUGGUGGCGACUCGACAGAGAGUGAUGACGACCCUAGACCCAGCGGUCAUUAUGGUGACGCGCCCAAAGAGCCUGUACUGCCUUCCCGGGACUCUGUUUUCAAAGUCCCUGUGAUUAAGAAGGAGGCAGGCGCCUGCAGUCGUGGACGUACCAGCCAGGAGGGUGAUAGUGCGGCACGGCCUGUAAUUAUCAAAAGUGAGUCCCACACAAGUAGUGAGGGUUUUGGCUACCAUAUCUUUGAUCAAGAGAGUCUUGAUUUGGAUGAUAUCGGACAAAAACCUCAAACACCCCGAAAACGCCAGAAGCCUCACCACCCUGAGCUAGAAACGACGGAGAAUAUCGGUAGGCCCGGCUGGAUUAGCGGCGGGUUCAGAAUCACCCCCACCGAGGAUACCCGGGACACGCAGGAUGCUGAAGACGACUCACCAGCAUCUGCCCUCCCUCCCCCCACGGUUAGUGAAGGAAAGCCUGUGGACACAUGGUCAGGCUCUCAGCUAGCGCGGCCAACGACUCCGGUGGGAGUGGCCAAGGCCGAACCUAGAAGUAGUCCACCAUUUUCUGUUGAAAACAGGAGUAACAAAACUCCCCCACCUCUUAGGCGAUCCAGCCGAACGAAUGCUGCUCGAAAGACCCUUUCACCAAUUACCAAAGAGAAGAAGCUCAAUGCGCACUCGCUGCCAAAGGCGAGAAAGCGCCGCAUAGCAACGCCCAGGGCUAUAGCUAGUUUCGCUGAAGAUGGUACGGAUGGAUGCGAGGACAUAAACCCCGCUUCCAUUCAUCCACCGAUGGUGCUGUCGGAAAUGCAAUGGAAGCAACUUGAAAGAGGUAUGAAAGGCACAACUCGGCUCGAUGAUAUAUUAAAUUCGCCUCCGUCCCGAACGCCAAACCUGUCGCGUCUUAAGAAGAACAUGCAGUCGAGAACGUCUCCGGCUAAGAAACGAACUUGGGGUGGUGACGGGUUCGAGGUACCCCAAGUUCGGUCCCCGAGUAGUGCUGGCCCGUCUACCCCUGCACGACGUGCAGGAGGAAAUACAAAAUCAAAGGCGCGCGAUAUAAGUACGUUGGAUAUUUCUGAUUUCCGAGUCAACCCUCAAGUGAAUGAUGGCAAAGACUAUGCAUUCGCAGAAACAGUCAGGAAUCGUGAAGCAAGGAAAUGCUUACCAGGGUGCAUGAAGACCUGCUGUAGGGAUCUUGUAGGCUUCACGGAAGCUGCCGGACUACCUGCUGCGAGCAAGGGCCCUAGGUGGAGAUCUAGUUCGCCCGCCUCCGUCGGAGACUCUGAGCUGCCAAGAAGGAGCCCGAGGAAGGAACCGGUGAAUAAGGAGGACAAAGCCAAGGAGUUUACGAACAGGUAUGGAAGGCACCGGGAUGCAUUCGAGAGACGUAGAAGCCCUCCUGGUUUCUGGGAUGCGGAUUUUCCAACAACACAAGAGUUGGAACAGCGGCGGGUAGCCGCCGAAGAAAUGAGAAGGAAGAGGGUGGAAGAUAUGAGAAAAGAGGCGCAGAGGGGCAGUAAGGGCAGAUUUGUUUAUCGAGACUGAGGUCAUCGUUUUUGCUUUCUUUCGUGCCCGUACAAUUUGCUGAUACGUUGGCUAUGCUGCAUUUAUCUGUGUCACUACCGGCGAUUUUUCAGGGAAGGUAACUUGACUUUAUUUACGGGGUACAAAAAUCAUGAGACGUUUUUCAAGUGCCCACGUAUCACAAAUGUAUCAUUUUUCUAAUAUACUUCAGAGAGCUCUUAUGCUAGUACAGUACCACCUUCUACAGUUGCCCCUAGAGUCUACCAUAUGCUAUCCUUGUCUAGGAUAGUUUCUGUGAUUUAGUACGAAGCCCUACUUAUAGCCUGGACAGCUCCCAUUGGGCAGAGAAGGUAGACAUGUAUGACAGCAUGCUACCACAGGCUAUAAAUUAUCCUCCGGGCCGAUACGAGCCCCAGAUCCCAGAAUACCGGUAUAAGAGUAGCUACCACUCCCGCGCUAUCAAGCCGCCCACCCCUGACCGCGAUGCUCUGGCAUGCGCCCUCGGGCAACCGGGAAACAACUGAACACCCACCCCUCCGUAGCCAAAGGAGG
Molecule: messenger RNA, 3511 nt
Organism: Tuber aestivum (summer truffle)
Lineage: Eukaryota; Fungi; Ascomycota; Pezizomycetes; Pezizales; Tuberaceae
Source: the annotation of a GenBank genome assembly